Populus nigra (black poplar) is the source of this 1585-nucleotide messenger RNA. RefSeq lists its product as uncharacterized. Lineage: Eukaryota; Viridiplantae; Streptophyta; Magnoliopsida; Malpighiales; Salicaceae. The record is from RefSeq and is a predicted model, not a curated record. The transcript has 5 exons. The coding region runs from base 291 to 1331 and encodes 346 amino acids.
UCUUAAUAAUAAGUCGCCGUCAGGCGACAAUUCCAACUGAACCAUCUCUCUCUCUCUCUCUCUCUCUCUCUCUCUCUCUCUCUAACACAACUGAAAUCUAUAACUCCAGACAUUUCCAUAAAAUCGAAGAUUCCUUCUUCCAACUUUAUCACCACACUCCCUACACCCUACGCCCCACUCUCCCUCAUCUCACGCGCCCCACCACUUUGAUAAUUUACUAAGAUCUGAAGAAGGCCUUUUUUUUUUUUUUUGAGUUCAAAGCAUCUAAUGAUAGGGAAGAUAAUAACAACAUGGGUGGAGUCACUUCAACAAUUGCCGCGAAGUUCGCUUUCUUUCCACCAAACCCGCCUUCUUACACGGUGGUAACUGAUGAGUCUCUCUCCGCUGUGUCUGGUGGUUUUACUACUAGACUGUGUAUACCGGAGGUGCCGAGGAAGGAUGAGGUGGAUUUUUUGAAGUUGAGGACUCGGCGUGGAAAUGAAAUCGUGGCUGUUCAUAUAAAGCAUCCUAGAGCUUCAGCUACUUUGUUAUAUUCUCAUGGAAAUGCAGCUGAUUUGGGUCAAAUGUUUGAGCUUUUUGUUGAAUUGAGUAAUCGCCUUCGCAUUAAUCUUAUGGGAUACGAUUACUCAGGCUAUGGGCAAUCAAGCGGAAAGCCAACUGAAUGUAAUACAUAUGCGGACAUAGACGCGGCAUAUAAAUGCCUCAAGGAGCAGUAUGGGGUUAAAGAUGAUCAACUAAUAUUGUAUGGUCAGUCUGUUGGUAGUGGUCCCACAGUUGAUCUUUCUUCACGUUUACCAAAUUUGAGAGGUGUGGUUCUGCAUAGCCCAAUAUUGUCUGGGAUGAGGGUAUUGUACCCGGUCAAAAGGACUUACUGGUUCGACAUUUACAAGAACAUUGACAAAAUUGGUAUGGUGACCUGUCCUGUUCUCGUAAUUCAUGGGACAUCAGAUGAAGUUGUUGAUUGCUCUCAUGGGAAACAACUUUGGAAGCUUUGCAAAGAGAAAUACGAACCAUUGUGGAUCAAUGGAGGCGGGCAUUGCAAUCUUGAGCUAUAUCCAGAAUUUAUCAAACAUCUGAAGAAGUUUGUUUUGACCAUAGGCAAAUUAAAAACAGCCACAAAUGGUUCUAAGAAAACAACAGAGUCUGAAAAUCAGAACAAACAAUCUGAGAGUGGAAGCUCAGACACUUUUGAAUUGGGUGACCUUCCUGUAAUCUCUAGAAAUAGUUUAGAUAGCAGGCUUGAGAAGUCAAAGAAGCCAAAUAAACCUGAAAAGUCUCGGAUGAGCACUGAUCGUGUUGAUAGAUUUAGAAGAAAAGGAUUGGUCUGGUGAUUAUUUAUACCAAGAGCUUCUUAAAUAAAAUGCAUGCAUUAGUUGACUCGAGAAGGUAAUUUAUUUUUCACUUCAUCUUUUGUAAUGUGCAUUGAGUCUAGUACAAAUUAUUAGAUUUGAGUGUAAUUUUCCACAUAAAUAUUACAUCUGUAUGUAUCCUUAGAGCAUGAGUCAAAUUAAGCGAAAUCUUGUAUUUCAACUCUGCUGUGGAAUCAGCUGCUGUUCAUUUGAAGAUGAAAAUGAUGUGUUCCCAA